This is a messenger RNA of Athalia rosae (coleseed sawfly), 1335 nucleotides long. It is a transcript of the gene Ms, whose product is annotated as myosuppressin. Lineage: Eukaryota; Metazoa; Arthropoda; Insecta; Hymenoptera; Athaliidae. The transcript has 3 exons. Bases 218 to 526 code for a protein of 102 amino acids. The record is from RefSeq and is a predicted model, not a curated record.
CUGUUUCUUCAUCCGUUGUCACGACGUUCUACCAAGAGCAACCGAAGAGAACCGGAAGUCCUUUCUCGCCGUAACCGCAACUCGAGGAUCUUCACCAAUAAAACCUACAAUCGUUGUCUAUCGUACCGAAGACGUUCACGGAGAGAUCAAGAGAAACAAAAACACACGUUUAGUCAAAAAUCACCGCGAAUUACCGUUUAAUAAUCAGCUAAUCAUCAUGCGGAGCAGCAUCAGAAUGUUAACUUUCGCCUGCGUGACGACGAUCGCGCUUAUUUUCGGGCAGGUCGCAGCCCUUCCACCGGCGCAAUGUAGCCCUGGGCUUCUCGACGAAGUUCCACCAAGGAUUCGUAAAGUUUGCGCUGCCCUAUCAACGAUUUACGAACUCGGUUCCGCAAUGGAAACUUACCUGGAUGAAAAAGCGUAUAACUCGGGACCCGUUAUCCACGGAAAUAUCCCCCUUCCCGACAGCGGAGUAAAACGCCAGGACGUCGAUCACGUCUUUCUUCGCUUUGGUAGACGACGCUAGGCGUCUGACUUCCAUUCGACGCCUAUAUAAUAUCUUAUAUGCGACGGAAGACGAAGCAAGCAGCGAAUCUUCCGACCUUCAAUUUCCAGCAGAAUUUACAUAACGGUUAUUUAUUUUUAACUGCCAUAAAUAUAUAUAUAAUAUAUACCCGAACAAGACGCGUUGGAGUAAACGAUAGUAUUUGAUAUACACAUAUUGCGCUGCUUUAUAUUUUCUCAUUGGGUCAGCAAUAUUUUAUCAAUUUCUGUACAGCUAUAAAAUUGACUAAGUGCGAGUGAAAAAUAUUUAGGGAGUAUAUACGUAUUUGUCAAUUACCGAUACUGCAACCGGAAGUACAUUUAAGAGACAACAGAAAAAACAAGGAAUUGGUCGGUGAAAAAAAAUAUAUUUAAAGAUCACUUGUUUUUUCUUUUAUCUUCUUUCCGUUGGUUCGUGAUUACAAAAGGAUCGCAGAUUUAUUGAUUCGUUCGCUAGUUUAUUUAUUUGUGGUAUUUCUUUUCUUUCCUUUUCCUUUUCCUUCUCUUCAAUAUAUUCAUACGCUCCAUGAGUACAAGUCACUGUAUAUGUAUAUAUAUAUUUAUGUUUUGAAUCUGAUUUAUAUUAAGUAAUGAAUUUAAGUACGCCAACAACUAACACUAAAAAAAAAGAGAGUCGUACAUGUGAUUUGCAUCAUGUCUAUGUAACGUUAUCUGUUUUACAUGAAUAUUAAUUAUUAAAUCAAGUGCAGUAUUAUAUAUAUAAAUGAAUAUAUAUUAUAUAUAUGUAUUAAAGCUAUUUGACGUUUCAAUAAAAACAAGAAUCAACCUAUC